UGCCCCGCUCCGCCCCGCUCCCCACCCACCGCCAGCCUGGACGGUCUCCGCCGCGUCCCGCUGGGAUCAGGUGUCCCGGGCGCUCCAAGAUGCAGCCGGGGCUCUGGCUCCUCCUGGCCGCGCAGAUCGCAGCUCUGCGUGGCAGCUCGCCGCUCCAGCAGGUGCCUGCGUCCAUCGUGAUUCAGACCAAACAAAUGGUGACAAUGUCCUGUGAAGCCAGAACCUCCCCCACUAGCACGCGCAUCUACUGGCUGAGACAGCGCCAGGCUCCGAGCUCGGACAGUCACCACGAGUUCCUGGCCUUCUGGGAUUCCAUAAAAGGGAUUGUGUAUGGCCAAGAGGUGGACCAGGAGAAGCUCACUGUGUUUCCGGAAGCAACCCGCUCCAUUCUCAAUCUCACAAACGUGAAGCCUGCAGACAGUGGCAUCUACUUCUGCAUGACCAUUGGGAACCCUGAGCUGACCUUCGGGAAGGGAACUCAGCUGAGUGUGGUUGAUGUCCUUCCCACCACUGCCCAGCCCACCAGGAAGCCCAGCACCAAGAAGAAAGUGUCCCGGUCCCCAAGCCCAGUGAUCCAGAAGGGCCUGUCCUGUGACCCCCUCAUCCUCGGCCUCCUGGUGGCUGGAGUCCUGCUUCUGCUGGUGUCCUUGGGAGUGGCCAUCCACCUACAUUGUCUGCAGAGGAGAGCCCGGCUUCGCCUCCUGAAACAGUUUUAUAAAUGAGCAAAAAAUAUGCGCUUGGGAUCCUGCUACAAAAAUACAUUGGUCAGUAAUGAGCGAGAUCUGGAAAAAUGAGAGAGAAGGGCCAUGCUCAACUCACUCCACUGUGGAAAUUUCACUGACCUGCUGAAGUUGCCUGCUUUUCACUAUUGCAAGUUCAUUCUGUGGGCCUCACACAUGGGAGCAACUUGUUAGUUGGUCAUCGGGAGUCACGGAGAGAAGGCUUCAGAGCCCCCGAACACUUCCUGCAACCCGGGGAAACCCUGGAGGAUGGAGUAGGAAAUGCCUCCAUGACACCACUUCCAGCCCCCCUACUCCCCCUGGGAUGGGCUGGGACCUUUGUAUUGGCCGUCCAGCCCCAGUCUUGUGGGUUGUUUUGCCCUGGUACGGCAGUGACAUGGAGUCCUGAGUCUCUCAUGGGAUGGCGCUGGGAUGGCUCCUCCUUGGUCUUCCCAGGCUGGGCUGACUGCCCUCACCCCAGAGACCAGACCCAGCUUGGAAACCAGCUUCUGUGAAGGGCUGACCUGACUCCUGUAAUUACUUCAGUCUCUGGGGACAUCCUUUUGGGGCUGGGUACUUGUGGCUUUGAGAAUGGGAAAUCACUUUGUCUCCUGUUAGGAAUUUUCCCAGGCUUUCACUUCUGCUCUCCCAUGGCUUGUAUAUUUCUCUCUCACUUUCUGUUCUUUUUAUGAAAAUGCCUUGUUUGUAAAAAUAAAGUCCUGAAUAAAAGAU
Messenger RNA from Ailuropoda melanoleuca (giant panda), 1451 nucleotides. It is a transcript of the gene CD8B, whose product is annotated as CD8 subunit beta. Gene Ontology annotation, cellular component: cell surface. Gene Ontology annotation, biological process: regulation of immune response. Lineage: Eukaryota; Metazoa; Chordata; Mammalia; Carnivora; Ursidae. The transcript has 6 exons. The coding region runs from base 90 to 722 and encodes 210 amino acids. Gene Ontology annotation, molecular function: MHC class I protein binding; coreceptor activity. The record is from RefSeq and is a predicted model, not a curated record.